AACACGUCAGUGUAGUGAAGUGUAGGAGCCGGCUGAUCACCGUCGUCUUUCUGUCCUCUACAUCCGCCUGCUUCUGUCUCCAGAUGCUGUAAAUUCUUCUGAAUACAGCAGAUUAAUUUGCCCUUUUCCAAACCCGAGGCCAACCUGAUACACAAGCUCGGUGAUGGCGACCUACCAGGAGUUCAUCCAACAGAACGAGGACAGGGAUGGGGUGAGAUUCAGCUGGAACCUCUGGCCCUCCAGCCGCCUGGAAGCCACCAGGCUAGUGGUCCCGGUCUCCUGCCUCUUCACACCACUCAAGGAGAGGCCCGACCUGCCACCGGUCCAGUAUGAACCAGUUCUGUGCAGCCGGGCCAACUGCAAGGCAGUCCUCAACCCACUAUGUCAAGUUGACUUCAGAGCAAAAAUCUGGGCGUGCAACUUCUGCUUCCAGAGGAACCCUUUCCCUCCCUCUUAUGCAGGCAUAUCAGAGGUGAACCAGCCGGCUGAACUCAUGCCACAGUUCUCUACCAUCGAGUACAUAGUACAGCGUGGACCGGCGGCCCCUCUGAUCUUCCUGUACGUAGUGGACACGUGUUUGGAAGAAGAGGACCUCCAGGCCCUCAAAGAGUCCCUGCAGAUGUCCCUCAGCCUGCUGCCGCCCAACGCCCUGGUGGGCCUCAUCACAUUCGGACGCAUGGUUCAGGUUCACGAGCUCAGCUGCGAGGGGAUCGCCAAGAGCUACGUGUUCAGGGGCACCAAGGACCUGUCGUCCAAACAGAUCCAGGAGAUGCUGGGUUUAAUGAAGCCGGCGGCAGCAGGACAACAAGGUCGCCCAGCGGCUCCUCAGGACGCUGCAGCCUCUUGCAGGUUCCUUCAGCCCGUUCACAGAGUCGAUAUGAAUCUGACCGACUUGCUGGGUGAGCUUCAGAGGGACCCCUGGCCCGUCCCUCAGGGCAAACGGCCCCUCCGCUCCACCGGCGUCGCUCUGUCUGUUGCUGUUGGUCUGCUGGAGGGUACGUUCCCCAACACCGGGGCUCGUGUGAUGCUGUUCAUCGGAGGGCCCCCCACCCAGGGCCCAGGCAUGGUGGUGGGAGACGAGCUGAAGACCCCCAUCCGCUCCUGGCACGACAUCCAGAAAGACAACGCUCGCCAUCUGAAGAAAGCCACGAAGUACUAUGAAGCCAUGGCCAACCGCUCAGCAGUGAACGGCCACUGUAUUGAUAUCUACGCCUGUGCUUUGGACCAGACGGGACUGCUGGAGAUGAAGUGCUUAUCUAACCUCACCGGGGGGCACAUUGUGAUGGGAGACUCCUUCAACACCUCCCUGUUCAAGCAGACCUUCCAGAGAGUCUUCAGCAAAGAUUACAACGGAGACUUCCGCAUGGCCUUCGGAGGCGUCAUGGAGGUCAAGACAUCAAGGGAAUUGAAGAUCUGCGGGGCCAUCGGGCCGUGUGUUUCUCUCAACUCUAAGGGUCCCUGUGUUUCAGAGAACGAGAUGGGUAUCGGUGGCACGAGCCAGUGGAAAGUGUGUGGUAUCAACCCCUCCACCACUUUGGGCCUUUAUUUUGAAGUGGUGAAUCAGCACAAUGCACCAGUCCCCCAGGGCGGAAGAGGGGCCAUCCAGUUCGUAACCCAGUACCAGCACUCCAACACUCAGAGGAGGAUACGGGUCACUACCAUCGUCAGGAACUGGGCAGAUGCACAGUCCCAAAUCCAGCACAUCGAGUCCUCGUUCGACCAGGAAGCGUCGGCGGUGCUCAUGGCUCGUCUGGGGGUCUUCAGGGCCGAGUCGGAGGAGGGGCCGGACGUCCUGCGUUGGCUGGACCGGCAGCUCAUCCGCCUGUGUCAGAAGUUCGGCCAGUUCAACAAAGACGACCCGACAUCCUUCAAACUGUCAGAGUCUCUGUCCCUCUACCCACAGUUCAUGUUCCACCUGCGGCGGUCGCCCUUCCUGCAGGUGUUCAACAACAGCCCCGAUGAGUCCUCCUACUACAGACACCACUUCGUCAGGCAGGACCUGACCCAGUCCCUCAUCAUGAUCCAGCCCAUCCUCUACUCCUACUCCUUCCACGGACCACCAGAGCCCGUUCUCCUGGACAGCAGCAGCAUCCUGCCAGAUCGAAUCCUGCUGAUGGACACUUUCUUCCAGCUGGUUAUCUACCACGGAGAGACCAUCGCCCAGUGGCGGAAGGCCGGCUACCAGGAAAUGGCCGAGUACGAGAACUUCAAACAGCUGCUGCAGGCUCCUCUGGAUGACGCCCAGGAGAUCCUCCAGACACGUUUCCCCAUGCCGCGCUACGUCGACACGGAGCACGGAGGCUCCCAGGCUCGUUUCCUGCUCUCUAAGGUCAACCCCUCACAGACCCACAACAACCUCUACGCCUGGGGACAGGAGUCGGGAGCCCCGAUCCUCACUGAUGACGUCAGCCUGCAGGUCUUCAUGGACCACUUGAAGAAACUGGCCGUCUCCAGCUCUGCAUAAAGUCAAAGUCUCUAUUCCACCACGAAGCGACGAGGAGUGAUCCGACAUUCCCCAUCUGACAAGGGAUCCAUUCACAUUUCUCCAUUUUGUUUGUAAAAGGAGCCAAACCCAGAGAGUCCACUGUAUGUUUGCUUGAUUGUGACCUUUCUGGAGUCAUGUGUGACAUAUCCAUACAAGAAGAUGAAGGAGGGGAAGGAACAUAGCACAUUCCUAAUUAAUUAAUUAAUGAGUGACAUUUCUACUCAUUUCCAUUAACUUGUUAUUUAUAAGAACCGCCUCCAGUGCUCCAGACUGUCCUCAUGUAAGCAAUAUCAACCCCUCUAUCUCUUUUAUAUUUGAUAUUACCUCUGACAUGCAGAAUGAUUAGACUAAUAAUAAUUAUUAUUUUUGUUUUCUUUUUGUUCGUUCGUCCUAAAAAAUGUGUGUCUACUGCAUCCGACUCGGUUGAAAGAGCUGUUUAAAUAAGAUGUGUUUGCUUUGUCUAUAGCUUAAAAAUGACAUGCCUAGAAUUUUCUCAUUAAUAAAUUAUAAUGGAACUUCUAAUGCUGGUUAAGUAAUGUUCACGGGGCCGAUCGGUCUUCACACCGAUGGCUUUAUUAAUCACAUUUGACAUAUAUAAAUAAAUGAAAGAAAUCCUAAAUGGAUUAUACCUUUUUUUAAUUGUUUUCCAAGAAAAUUCCCUCUGAAUAAUGAGGAUUAAAGUUCUGAGAAAUGGAAGUCAAUCACAUCAACUCAACUGGGACUUGACUGUUUUUCAAUGACGAACAUUUAGAUUUGUUUUUGACUUUAUAGAGCACUCUAUAGUCCGCUCCUCAUCUCGUCUCGUCACCAUCUGGUAUUUUGCACCCAAUGAUUGCCCAAGUGUCUUUGUAAUCAAACUUUAAUAUACUGUUAGACUGUAUCAAAAGGGACAGUUGUUUGAUUUAGAUCCUGUCUGGAUUCGUAAUGCUAUCCAUAUAAAGCCCUGUCGGCAGGAAACCAAA
This is a messenger RNA of Centropristis striata (black sea bass), 3447 nucleotides long. It is a transcript of the gene sec23b, whose product is annotated as SEC23 homolog B, coat complex II component. The transcript has 19 exons. Gene Ontology annotation, biological process: COPII-coated vesicle budding; endoplasmic reticulum to Golgi vesicle-mediated transport; intracellular protein transport. Gene Ontology annotation, cellular component: COPII vesicle coat; endoplasmic reticulum exit site. Gene Ontology annotation, molecular function: GTPase activator activity; zinc ion binding. The coding region runs from base 164 to 2464 and encodes 766 amino acids. The record is from RefSeq and is a predicted model, not a curated record. NCBI's taxonomy places the organism in Eukaryota, Metazoa, Chordata, Actinopteri, Perciformes, Serranidae.